Molecule: messenger RNA, 1476 nt
Organism: Corythoichthys intestinalis (scribbled pipefish)
Lineage: Eukaryota; Metazoa; Chordata; Actinopteri; Syngnathiformes; Syngnathidae
Product: 2-aminoethanethiol dioxygenase-like
Exons: 1
Coding region: 474-1172 (232 amino acids)
Cellular component (GO): mitochondrion
Molecular function (GO): oxidoreductase activity, acting on single donors with incorporation of molecular oxygen, incorporation of two atoms of oxygen
Source: RefSeq, a predicted model, not a curated record
CGACUACAUAUCCCACAAUGCAACCAGUGUAAACAGACUCACGGACAAGCGCCAGACAGCUUGGCUGUCGCUAAUUUAGUUGAUUAGAUAACGUGUUGUUCUUGCGUUGUGUAACAUUGCAGCACAUUGUUACGUUUGACUUUUCUACUUGUUUUCAUAAACGUUACUCGGUGACGAACGGAAGGCCGGAAACAAAGACGAGAGGACGGUGAUAGCCAACUCUGUUUCCAUUUGAGGUACCGUGGUCGAAAUGACGUCGUUGACACACGCAGUACGUGAACGUAAGUACUGAACGUUGCUUAUUUCCAUUGUUCCUAGUCGCGGAGUAUCACUUUCGGUUUGGGUAAUGAGUUUUCGUCUCGGGUAUUCCGUGGGUUUUCUCACGCCUGGCGCCGUCUGUCUCGAAUAAACAAUCUCGGGUGUUGGCUAAAUCGGCCGCGGCGGCUCGUUAGCUAGCUAUCGGCGCGCUUGAUAUGAAACCACGGGAAAGUUCCACCAUGAGCUCGCUGGUGCAGAUGAUCGCGCGACAGGCCCUGGUCACUUUCCGCCAGCCGCCUCGCUCGUUCGCCGACAAUCACAAGCAGCUGCUGGGCCUGAUUAGCCAGGUGCGAAGCGCCGACCUGAGGGUACUCCCGCCCGUGUCGCCCCCUCCCCGAGGCGCCCCCCCGGUCACCUACAUGCACAUCUGCGAGACGGAGCAGUUCAGCAUGGGCGUCUUCCUGCUAAAGAGCGGCGCCCGAAUACCCCUGCACGACCACCCGGGCAUGCACGGCGUGCUCAAAGUGCUCUACGGAAAGUUGCGGGUCAGUUGCUUCGACCGGCUGGACGCCGGGCCGGAAGCGGGCGAGGAGCGGCCUCGACUGGGUGCCCUGCGGCGCUCGGUGCUGCGCUCCAGCGCAGAGUACACGGACGCCAGCGAGCCCUGCGUGCUGGCGCCCGACCGGGACAACCUGCACCAGAUCGACGCCGUGGACGGACCCGCCGCCUUCGUCGACGUCCUGGCGCCGCCCUACGACCCAGACGACGGGCGCGAUUGCCAUUAUUUCCGGGUCCUACAGGGGCCCGAGGUCCGAGAGCCGCACGACCGCGAAGUCCUACUCAUGGAAAUCGCGCAGCCCGUGUCCUUUUGGUGCGGGACCGAACCCUACCUUGGCCCCGGCGUGCGCCUCUGACGCCACGGUGUGCCCUCUGUCGGUGAUGGACGUCCGAGCUAUUGAAACUGGGAGGGAGGGCCGAUGGUUCUCCAUUGCCGUCAAUCUCCCAAUAGACAGAUUUCUGUACCUCGUUAGAGAUUGCUUGACUGGACUGUGAAGCUUUUGCUAGCCUUCACGACUAACAUUUCAGUGUCGUAAACAACAAUUAGUUGGAAGACAUCCAUGUGAAUGAAAAUGUGAUUCCUAAUAAACUUGAUUGAUGCAUUGCCUGGCCAGUUGCAAUCUGUCCGGUUUCUUUUUCCCCUAUACCAGGGGUCUGCAA